Molecule: messenger RNA, 1841 nt
Organism: Drosophila willistoni
Lineage: Eukaryota; Metazoa; Arthropoda; Insecta; Diptera; Drosophilidae
Gene: Cpr92F
Product: histidine-rich protein PFHRP-II
Exons: 2
Coding region: 164-1333 (389 amino acids)
Cellular component (GO): chitin-based extracellular matrix
Molecular function (GO): structural constituent of chitin-based larval cuticle
Source: RefSeq, a predicted model, not a curated record
GUGAUUCUAGGAGGUUCAACCAGCUUCCAAAAACCCCCAAACCAAGUGUCUAGUGCCGUAACGUGUGUGUGCGUGUGUGCGUUUCCCCGUAGUUAGUUUCCUUUUGUUACGAAUCCCAAAGAGAUUCCUGCUUUGUGAUUACAACGUAAAAGAAAAACCGAACAUGAAGUCAUUCUUGCUUGCUGCCGCCUUCCUCGUCUCGGCAGUGUCCGGCUCGUGGCAUGGUGCCGUCUCCACACAAUACCAACAUUUGGAUCCCCACAGUCAUACCUACUCCUACGGCUAUGCUGAUCCCAAUUCGCAAAAGCAUGAGACACGCUCUCAUGAUGGCACCACUCAUGGCUCCUAUUCCUAUGUAGAUGGACACGGUCAUUUGCAAUCUGUUUCGUAUACCGCCGAUCCUCAUCAUGGCUUCAAUGCUGUUGGCACCAACUUGCCAAAGGCUCCCCUCGCCCAUGGUGCUCCAGUCUACGCUGCAGCUCAUGCCCAUUCCGCCUAUGUGCCAUAUGCUCAUCACGCUCAUGGCAUUCACAUUCCCGUUCUGACCCACGGAGGAGUCCCAGUAGAUACUCCCGAAGUGCAACACGCCAAGGCUGCCCAUGCUGCUGCUCAUGCUGCUGCUGCCCACAACGCUGGAGGUCAUCAUUUGUACAAGCGUUCGAUUUAUGGCGGUCCCUGGGCCUAUGGCGGCGCCGCUCAUGUGCCACUUACCCAUGGUGGAGUUCCAGUAGACACCCCCGAUGUACAAGCUGCCAAGGCCGAACAUUAUGCUGCCCACGCCAAGGCUCUGGGUCAUGUUGCCCACGGACAUGGUGCUCCCGUUGACACAGCUGAGGUACAACACGCCAAGGCCGCUCAUUUCGCUGCCCAUGCCGCUGCCCGAUCGGGUCAUGCCAUUGCCCCAAUUGCCCACGGUGGCUACCAUGUGCCAGUGAUCCACAACGGAGUCCCAGUCGAUACCCCCGAAGUGCAGCAUGCUAAGGCCGCCCACUACGCCGCCGUCUCACAGGCUUCUUCCCAUGCCAGCUCGCACAGCUCCUGGGAUGGUGGCUACGAUGGCCAGUACGAUGGUCGCUGGGAUGGCGGUCACGACAGCCAUGCCCACAGCUAUGCCAGCGGUUAUGCGCAUAAGGGUCCCAUUCACAUUCCCGUCAUCCACAACGGUGUUCCCGUGGAGCCUGCUGAGGUGCAACACGCUCGUGCCGCGCAUCUGAACGCUCUUGCCGCUGCCAGCCAUGGUAGCCACGGUGGCUCCCACGGUGGUUACUACGGUGGUGGUGGUGGAGCUCAUGAGGAUGAUGGCCAGUACCAUGCGCACUACGAUCACUACUAAAGCUAUCCUCAGCCAGCCUGAUCUAUUCUGUUUCACUCUAACCGACUACCGAAGCCUCUGCCCCCGCCCUCCGCGAUUCUCGGCGGCGAACUUUGCUCUCUAACCCACUCUAUGUAUCUCUCUCUUUCACACACACAAACACACAUGCAAACGAAAUCACAAAAAAAGGCGAAAUAUGUGGGAGAUGUAGGCAACAGAUUGCCUACUUGCCCCAAAUUGCGAUCUAAAUUGAAACUAAUUACGAACUAAACGACUUGUUCUUCCACUUUGUUCUUCUUCUUUUUUAAAUCACUGCCAAUAUCAAGUAUAUAUUAUAUCUUGAUCGAUUUAUUUUCUAAGUAUCUUCUCUUUUCUCUUUCUAUCUAUGAUCUAUCUUUCUAUACUGUUUCCUUUUCCGUUGAGUUUUCCAAAAGCGCUGUACGAGUGUGUUGUAAAUAACUGUUAUAAUCUAUGCGAAAACAUAUAUAAACCAGACAAUAUAUAUAUAUAUGUAAAAACUAUAUUUUAU